AUGAAGCUGCUGCUGCUGUUUCUGGGGCUGGCUCUGUUCUGCUCCCAUGGGGAAGGGAGUGAGGUGGUGAAAAGAAACUUUGAUCUGAAAAAGCUUUCAGGGAAGUGGCAUUCUAUUUUCUUGGCCUCCGACAAUAUGGAAAAAAUAGAAGAAAACGGUAGCAUGAGGCUUUUUGUGGAGUACAUUCAAGGCUUGAAAAACUCUUCCUUGUCGUUUAAAUUCCAUGCUCCUGUGAAUGGAGAAUGUACUGAAUUGCAUUUCGUUGGAAACAGAAGAUUUAAUAACAUAUAUACUGUUAUGUAUGAUGGAUUCAACAUAAUUUCCAUAACUGAGACAGACUAUGAUACCUAUAUUAUACUUCACCUUCGGAAUAUCAAGAAUUUCAAAACCUUUCAAAAGCUGGAGCUCUUAGGCCGAGAGCCAGAUGUGAGUCCAGAAGUCAAGAACAGGUUUAGAGAACUAGCUAAAGAGAAGGGAAUAAGCGAGGAGAACAUAGUAGACCUCACCAGUGCUGAUACCUGUCUCGAGGCCCAAGAAGAAGUGUAA
Messenger RNA from Octodon degus (degu), 546 nucleotides. RefSeq names its product allergen Fel d 4-like. The transcript has 6 exons. The record is from RefSeq and is a predicted model, not a curated record. The coding region runs from base 1 to 546 and encodes 181 amino acids. Lineage: Eukaryota; Metazoa; Chordata; Mammalia; Rodentia; Octodontidae. Gene Ontology annotation, molecular function: odorant binding; small molecule binding.